Molecule: messenger RNA, 805 nt
Organism: Frieseomelitta varia
Lineage: Eukaryota; Metazoa; Arthropoda; Insecta; Hymenoptera; Apidae
Gene: CCDC53
Product: WASH complex subunit 3
Exons: 4
Coding region: 171-716 (181 amino acids)
Biological process (GO): exocytosis; actin filament polymerization
Cellular component (GO): WASH complex
Source: RefSeq, a predicted model, not a curated record
AGUUAUCGCGUACAGGAGACGUGUAGUGUGUAUUCACUACAGCUGAAAGAUUUCGACUUUCAGUGAAUAUAUCCUUCCGUGAAUCCUACAUGAUCCGUGGAAGAAAUGCGUUGAAAGUUUAUAUUUGACAGUUAGACAACAAAUACAAGAAAUAACAUCUGAAACAUACAAUGAAUGAUUACAAAAUACCAAUAAUCGAACCAACUAUCGAUUGUACAAAGGUACCACCAAUUAAUCAAAAAAGAACAAUUUCUUUUAUUAAUCAUUUUAUUGUACAUACUGUAACAUUUCUUAAUAAAUUUACCUUGUCGUGCGAAGAAAGAUUAUUAGAAUUUGAAUACAAAUUGCAAAGGAUAGAAGCUUCAUUAGAAAUUUUAGAGUCUUGGUUAUCAUCUGUUCCUGGUUUGGAACAAGACCAGAGUACAAAAAAUGCUGUAGAAAAUAAUGAUAAUAAGCAGGAAGAAAAAAAUAUAUCCAAAAUAGAUGAAACUGAUAGUAAUAAAGAAGAUAAAUUUGAAGAGCAGAUCGAAAAUCGAGCAGUGAAUAGAGAUCCACGCUAUGAAAAAUAUUUAAAAAUGGUACACUUUGGUGUACCAAAAGAAGCUGUCAAAUUAAAGAUGGAACAAGAAGGAUUGGAUUCGUCUAUUUUAGAUGAUUCCCAGCAAAUAAUUUCCAAGCUGAAAUCUGCAGAUAAUGGUGAGAAUAAAGGAGAUUAAAUAUUUAGUUAUAUUCUUACAUUAAAUACGUGAAAUAUUUUUACGUUAUAAAAUUUAGUUAAUAAAAUAAAUAGCUAUACAAAUUUCAA